This is a messenger RNA of Cydia fagiglandana, 2141 nucleotides long. RefSeq names its product mRNA (2'-O-methyladenosine-N(6)-)-methyltransferase (gene Pcif1). Lineage: Eukaryota; Metazoa; Arthropoda; Insecta; Lepidoptera; Tortricidae. Gene Ontology annotation, cellular component: nucleus. Bases 351 to 2141 code for a protein of 596 amino acids. The transcript is spliced from 6 exons. Gene Ontology annotation, molecular function: RNA polymerase II C-terminal domain binding; mRNA (2'-O-methyladenosine-N6-)-methyltransferase activity. The record is from RefSeq and is a predicted model, not a curated record.
CUGUGGCAUGUCAUAUUUGUGAUGGCGGUGCUAGCUUGGGGGCUUUGCUGCCUUGCUUAGUCGUAAAUUUACGAUACAAUACUUUCUGAUUGAUUUCGAAGCUACUAAUAUUGUUUUAUAAAGUUUUAUUUUGUUCUGUUAUUUUUCAUGUAUAAAUCAUGAUGUAUUUCUUUGAGAUCGCUGAAGUUUGCACGAUAACAAUUCUUGGCGCUAAGAAAACAAUUAAUGAUUCUUGAUGAAAAAUGUGCUUAUUGGAACCUUAUUAGCGUAAGAGAAUUAUUAAAGUUCGAUGCAAGACAGUUUAGUGCUCUAUAAUUCUUUUUAUUAUUAGUUAAAUCAAAAGAAGCAUCAUGAAUGAUGUUCGAGACAAAGUUGUUGCCGGGUCUUCGAGUUGGGAGAACACAACAACGCGAAGCGACUCUUCACCCGAGACCCAAUCAUCGCCCGGCGGAAGUGGGGAAACCCCUCAGACGCCCGGGGCGCCAGCGCCGCUGGCUCCACACCUUGCUGCUGACUUACAUCCAGAUCUCAUACAACAAGGCUGGCGCAAGUACUGGUCCAAACGAGAAAACAGACCCUACUUUUGGAAUAAGCUCUCUGGAGAAUCAAUGUGGGAGCUACCGGCGGUAAAAAGAGAUUUUGACCCUAUCACAGACCCCCUUGGCAUUUGUCACACUGGUCCUCCCAAUGCAGGUAAUAUGACUCCAAGUGCCAGCAAGCGCCGACCUUCAGAGGACAAUGGCCCUCCACCUAAAAAGUUUGUUCUGGCAGGGCCUUGGGAUAUAGAGGUGGCAACAAAUGUGGUUAUAUAUGAACGGCCCCCAACAAUCUGCCCCCAUCCUCAUCCAGAAAUAGAAGGUUUCAGAUUUACACUCGCAAACAAACUUCGACAGUGCUAUCAAGAGUUGUGUCAUACCAGAGAGGGUAUUGAUGCUCCAAAGGAUUCAUUCAAUCGUUGGCUUAUGGAGCGUAAAGUGAAUGACCAAGGAGGUUCAGAUCCACUUUUGCCAAGUCACUGCUUUCCAGAAAUAUCCCGUUCUAUGUAUGAAGAAAUCAUGAACGAUAUACCAAUCAAGCUGACACAUCCAAAAUUCACUGGGGAUGCUCGUAAACAAUUGUCACGCUAUGCUGAAGCAGCAAAGAAAAUGAUAGAAUCCAGGAAUGCAUCACCUGAAAGUCGUAAGGUGGUGAAAUGGAAUGCAGAAGAUACAUUCCAAUGGCUCCGACGCACAGUUGGAGCUACUUAUGAUGACUUUCAAGACAGACUGGCACACCUACGAAGACAAUGUCAGCCACAUUUGGCUGAAACAGUGAAGGCUUCUGUGGAAGGCAUCUGUUUGAAGAUAUACCACUUAUCUGCAGAGUAUGCGCGCAAAAUACGAGAGAAACAUAGUGCUCUGUUAAAAGAAAAUGGAAUACAGGAACUGCCGGCGCCGCUGCAGCAGGCUGCACUGCGGAAGGUGUGGUGCUACCCCGUGCAGUUUGCUCUGCCGGCGCCGCGGCCGCCCCUAGUCGAGCACUUCCUCGACCGCGACCAGGCGCUGCUGCGCUACCUCGGCGAGACGCAGGUCAUCAACGCGGCCUACCUUCAGAAGCUGGAGUGCCUAUACCGGUACAGCUGUUUCGACGACAAGAAGUUCGAGCAGUUCCUCUCCCGGGUGUGGUGCGUGCUGCGGCGCUACGCGGCGUGGGUGGGCGCGGGCGGCGACGCGCAGCUCGCACAGAUGGCGCUGCCCGUGCCCGUGCUCGAGUGCUUGCACCGCUGCUUCGGCGUCACGUUUGAGUGCUUCGCCUCCCCGCUCGACUGUUACUUCCGUCAGUACUGCUCGGCUUUCGCUGAUACUGACUCUUACUUUGGAUCUCGUGGCCCGUUCCUGGAGCUGCGGCCGGUGUCGGGGUCGAUGGUGGCGCACCCGCCGUACUGCGAGGAGCUGCUGGAGGCGGCGCUGCGCCACAUGGAGCGGCUGCUGCAGGACUCGGCCGAGCCGCUCUCCUUCCUCGUCGUGCUGCCCGAGUGGCCCGAGCGGCACACGCACGCGCUGCACAAGCUGCAGGCCAGCCACUUCAAGCGCAAACAGGUGGUGAUACCGGCUUUUGAACAUGAAUAUCGACAUGGCUUCCAGCAUGUAGUUCCAAAGUGA